CAGCAGCAUCAGAUGGACUUUGUCGGCUGGGCACACCGACACUUAACAAGAAGCCUGGCAGAGUGUAUUAGUGCUGCAUAGCUCUCAGCAGGAAGAUGAGCCCCACCAAGAUAUGUUCUGCUUUUGUUAUCGUAACAGUGUUGUGUGUGACCAGACCGGUUGUGGCAGGACCAUCGGAGCUGGUAUCACGCCAGACAGCAGCCAGACAACAGGGGGGAGCUGUUCUUUUCUUUGCAUCCUACCAGGGUAGUCUCAGAGAGAUCGAGUUCAACCCGAUUAUCUUUAACGAAGUGGUGGUUAACCAGGGCUCCGCCUACAGCAAUGACACUGGCGUGUUCACCGCGCCAGUCGCUGGCAUCUACCAGUUUGUGUUUGCUGCACAGCUCUGCCGCGGAAACCACAACAAUCUGUGGCACUUCAUGAUCAAGGGGGACCAGAGGAUGGUAUGCCACGCUCAGGUGUCCGGAGGUGACACAACCCUCAGCACUUGCUACCUCAUGGAUGAACUGAAGAAAGGUGACCAGGUUUGGAUGAGGCAGAUCGUGGGAAGUUGCGCCUGGGCUAGCACCAUCUCCAAAACCAUCACCUUCUCCGGUGUCCUGCUGGCAAGUGAGGGUGUGUCCACGCUCGGAGGGAGAUAUGGCAGCUCCUGUCCACUGCCCAGCCUCGGCCGCACUAAGAGCAUAGCGUCUGUCUCUGCAGGCCAGAGUGCUACUUUGUCUACUGUGGCCAUCACCAUGCUGCUCUGCCUCAACCUCUUGGAUUAAUCACGGAAAGGUCCAUACCUGUAUUAUAUAUGUAUUGUACGAUUGUACUGUUAUUCUUAUGCUUCUUCAACAAUUUUUUGGACCAAAUCUAUAGGUUGAACAGAACUGACAAUGUCCAAGUUCAAUUUAUUUGUAUUGUAUGGAUUAGAAAGUAGUCUCUCUGUUACCUUGCUACAGCUAACUAAACAAUGAUUAACAGGUGGGAACCAUAAUGACAAAUAAACCCAAUUUCUUCAUAAUAUUGCAUUUUUCAACAUGCCAAGAUGGUCAGUAGGAAAAAGAAAACACUCGCUCACUAGAGGUGUACAUGCACAAGUAUUACCGUUUGCAUCAGAUGAGGCACAAACUGACAGUCUGUCACAAAAGAAUACUGUAUGAUGUUACACUGAGCAGGUAUCACAAGAACUAACAAGACCUAACAGAACAAGGAUCAAGACAGAUGUAAAAUAGUCUUCAGUGCACAGCAAGAGGAUGUCUUGGUUGAGCCUGCUUCAAAUAUGAACUGCGGACAAAAUGUAGAGAAUCAGAUCAGCAUAUUGUCCAAAUUUGGUUGUUCAGACAUGCAGCACACAACAGAAGACUGUCCAUGUUAGAUGUGUCCACAAUAUCAACAAAAGAGUCGAAAGAAAUAUACGGGCGAGAACAGAAGAGAACGAAGCAGCUUUUAUGUUCACGUAGAUUCUGAUGUAGCAAGUGAAGCAGCAGCAUUUUGGAUCUGUGUGCAGCAGCAUUGUGAGUGAGCCAUAGAGAAGCCUGACAGACCGAGCUGGGAAAUAUUCCGGGCAUGUGUUUUGCAGAACAUCAAGCCAUUAUCUCAAGUCCCGCUGUAUGUAUGAGCAGGUGUUACAGCUGAUUAAACCUGCACUAACACGGAAGAUUACACAUUAUCAAAAGGCCCACAUGCUUGCACUGAAUUCACUCUGGAGUCUAUUCAUGUGGCUCACCCAGACUCAGGACACAGGAGCUGGUAAGGUAAAGUCUGGGGUCUCAUUCUUACCAGUGUUGGCUGGUAAUGUUUUCCCCUUGUGAAUCUUAAAACUAAUCAAGUGAUAAGAAGUGCCCGUCUAAAGAUCUAUGACGUGGGUGUACGCACACUGUUUAUAUCAGGAGCCCCGUAAUUUCACAGAAUGGGGUGAGUGUGGAUGGAAAAAUGAAGAGUCAACCUCUUUUUACUGGUUGUUCACACACUCUCGCCAGCAGUUUAUGGCCGCUUUGUCAGAUGUUUAUAUGACUGAUUUAACUGAUUUCCUUAAUUUCUUGGCCAUGUCAGAAACAUUCAGGUUUAUGGAGGAGAUGGCUGAAAUAUUAAACUUGCUUAAUGCUGGCUGAUGUUUUUUUAGAAUCGGAGGUUACUAAUGAAGAGUUGACCCCACAGAAUGAAAUGAACAACCUGAUGAUUUUGAGGAAAAAUUGUGCUGCAUGGGCAGUAUAAUAUAUAAAUGCUUUGUCAAAAACAAAUGGUAUUAAGUUAAUGUUUUGUCUAUGGUGCAUUACACUGGCUGUCCGCGAGAUGGAGACAU
Messenger RNA from Acanthopagrus latus (yellowfin seabream), 2287 nucleotides. Its product is annotated as complement C1q-like protein 4. The coding region runs from base 96 to 767 and encodes 223 amino acids. The transcript is spliced from 5 exons. The record is from RefSeq and is a predicted model, not a curated record. NCBI's taxonomy places the organism in Eukaryota, Metazoa, Chordata, Actinopteri, Spariformes, Sparidae. Gene Ontology annotation, molecular function: protein binding.